GGGCUGCGCAUCAUGUCGCAGGUGAGACUGUCACUCAUUCUAAAGGAAAUAAUUUUUCUUAUGGGUCAACUUGUUCAUAUAUGUUUUUCUUUUGCAGCGUUCGGAUUUGGAAACAGUGCCACAACCAAUCCCAUAUGUUGGUCUUGCAAAUACUUAGAAAAGUGGGUCUCUGAGUGCUUGUCUUCAGUUACUGUUGCAUACAUCAAAAUUUGUGGCUGAUUUGCAGUGUCACAAGCUUGAGCAGCCAGAGAGCCUCACAAGUUUUUCUACAAGAAAUAUGUGAUGUCAUGAGAGCUGCAGAUAAAGUGGUGCAAGUACACGAAGAUUUUCAUCAUCUAUUUUUCACUGGGCUUGGUAGUGACUCAAGCAGUUACUUUAUCAAAAUUAUAUGCCAGCUCAGUCAUGAACAUUGUUUAAGGUAUGGUGGAGAGUAUUAAGGCGCUCCUUUCAUUAAACUGUUUGAUGGACGUUUAGAGACACAAGGUCAGUACAUGUCUUCGAGAUACAAGCUUUUCUGUUUUUCCUUUACAGUAUAUGUGUUUUCCUUUCAGGAAAAUGAAUCGAGUGUAAACCAGCCCUCACAAGUCACAGCUUCUAAUGUGUUUAUUGAUGUACCUAUCAGAGAAAUGGACAGUGCUGCAAGUGCCACGCGCUCGUUUCUCAUGGAAACAGGAAGAAUGGAAAAGUGGUGCAAGUUUUGCGAAAAGUCUACUGGAUGUAUUGCCAGCAACAAAAUGCAGACUGCUCCGUCACUGAUUUGUGUAAAACUCAUGAGAUUCUCUGGGGAAGGAAAACGCUUUGAUGAGAAGUUGUCCCUUUCAGAGGAAUCACUUCUACCCUGUGGAUGGAGGUAUGAAUAUGUAGGAUGCGUGCUUCACAUUGGAGAAUGUUUGUUUUCUGGGCAAAGCAUGUGUUUGUUGAAACGUUCAAAUGGCUCAUUCUGCCUCACGAGUGAUUCUAAGGUGAUAACAGUCUCCUCUCAAUCUGUGCAAUCAAGUGAGGCUAUGAAAAAUUAAUCAUUCUUAGUCAUGUAUUAGCAAAUGGAAAUGAGCUCUCCGCUUGUGUGUGAUGUAGAGCACGUCUCAAUUGACUUCUUAAAUCUGACA
This is a messenger RNA of Frankliniella occidentalis (western flower thrips), 1106 nucleotides long. Its product is annotated as ubiquitin carboxyl-terminal hydrolase 17-like protein B. The transcript is spliced from 6 exons. The record is from RefSeq and is a predicted model, not a curated record. The coding region runs from base 492 to 1016 and encodes 174 amino acids. NCBI's taxonomy places the organism in Eukaryota, Metazoa, Arthropoda, Insecta, Thysanoptera, Thripidae.